Molecule: messenger RNA, 997 nt
Organism: Loa loa (African eye worm)
Lineage: Eukaryota; Metazoa; Nematoda; Chromadorea; Rhabditida; Onchocercidae
Exons: 7
Coding region: 8-697 (229 amino acids)
Cellular component (GO): nucleus
Source: RefSeq, a predicted model, not a curated record
UUUCAGUAUGACUGACCGUUUCAUUAGCGAAAAGGAUUUGGAUGAAGUAAAGAAACGGCGGCAGGAAGAGUGGCAGAAAGUCAGAAAACCUACUGAUCCAGAAGAAGUCCCAGAGGAAGAAAUUGACAAUAGGCCUUUAUAUGAUCGUUUAAAAGAAGUUCGUGAUCGGAAGCAAGCAGAGUACGAAGAAGAGCAUAGAUUUAGGAAUAUGAUUAGAGGACUUGAUUCGGAUGAAUGUGAUUUUCUUUCCGAAGUUGAAAGUCUUAGAGCCAAGCAAGAUCUCGAGAAAAAUAAGGAAGAGAAAGCGCUUUUGAGCGAAAUUGACCGUGCUCAAGCACGUAGAAACGUAGAAGAAAAUGGACCAUCGGUAUCAGAUUUACGUAUAAAACCAAUUGGCGGCGUAGCGCCAAAAGAAAAUAAGCAGGCUGCGAUACUUCGUAUGGCGGUUAAAAGAAAAAGUGAUAUUGGAAUGGACAGAUGCGUUGAGAAGCGACCGUUGCUAAGUGCAAUGUCAGAGACUGUAGCCUUUCCAUCUGCCUUUAAAAUAAUUGAUGUUCUUCCUGGAAUGGCGGAUUAUGCAUCUUCAAAUAAUUCAAAUUCGGGUUCGAAUUACGAUAGUGAUUCGGAUAGUUCCAGUGAUUUACCUAUUUUGCCAAUGCUGAUCCCAAGUGAAAAUGACAGAAAUAAACAGAGUUGAGAGACUAGGAGUUACCAAUGAUGCAUGAAGGAUGGAGCCGUGGAGGUCGGCUACCCCUUGCAGUGUGGCGCGUUCGUUGACUUCUGAACGAGCUAAUCGAAGGUGAACGUUUUGAAGUGAUGGAUCUAGCGUAAUAUUUUUUCUAUUGAAGUGCUAGAUUUCUCGAGGUGUUUGCAUAAUUUAUAUUUCUUGAACAUAUUUAAGGCCUAUUAUCGGUUUUUCAGCAUAUAUGAGGGGAGCAUCUAAUAUUUGCCAAAUACGAGUGAGUACCUUUUAUACAAUAAUAAAUUAUCGAUGCAC